Melanotaenia boesemani (Boeseman's rainbowfish) is the source of this 3611-nucleotide messenger RNA. RefSeq names its product 5-hydroxytryptamine (serotonin) receptor 1D, G protein-coupled (gene htr1d). Gene Ontology annotation, molecular function: neurotransmitter receptor activity; G protein-coupled serotonin receptor activity. Gene Ontology annotation, cellular component: dendrite; plasma membrane. Gene Ontology annotation, biological process: chemical synaptic transmission; regulation of locomotion; vasoconstriction. The record is from RefSeq and is a predicted model, not a curated record. Bases 1375 to 2526 code for a protein of 383 amino acids. Lineage: Eukaryota; Metazoa; Chordata; Actinopteri; Atheriniformes; Melanotaeniidae. The transcript has 2 exons.
UGCAACGUGUGACCUCCCAGGUUUCUAAAACUAAAUAUGACGAUUGAACGCUCCUUGUUGAUAUCUCUGUGACAUAUUUAUAUAUAUAUGUGUGUGUGUAUGUAUAAAUAUGUAUAUAUCGGAGCAGCGUGGGAUCAGAACCGCGGACUUUCUACCUGGAGAUAUCCCACGACAAGCUGCGACUUUCGAAUUGCUCAAGUUUGCAGGACAGCUGGUUUUGAACGCGGCUCAUGGGAUCGGAAUAACGCUAUUUCUAGACAUUUAAAAAGUGAAGCAGUUUCAGUGUGUAGGUGACAGUAAAGCUGCGCAUGCACAAGACUGAUACGCUUUGAAUAAAGCCAAUCUACAAUCCGUGUGUUUACACUGGACAUGCGUAAAUGCAGAACGCCACUGCCUGAAUUCCCUGGUUUGUCUUGUGGUCUGUAACAAAAUAAAGAAGGGAAGAGUAUCGCCAGCCAAGGAAACAAACAUGGAUGAAAAUGCAUCAGAGGACGCUGGAUUAAUCUCUGAUUUAACUUUAUAAUCUCAUUGACUUCUACAACUGAACCUGAGUCAAUACUGUGAAGAGGAACAGUUAAUAGAAAACCACUUGGAGCUGAGAAAGAUUCUUCUGCUGGUCAUCACAAUUAAGAAAAUUUCAGUAUGACUGCCUAAAAAAGCCCCUGGACACUAGGCAAUUAUCUCUGAGCAGAAAUUAUAACUGCAAUUGUUCCUCAUCUUGUUUUGAUGUUGAUCCUUUAACUACGAUGUUUUACCUUCUAAGCAUCAUCAGAAACAGCAGGCACAACCAAGUUUCAGUAAAGACUUUAAUUCGGAUGGCCUCAUGUGGACGUCAGGAAAAAUAAGAAAGAAACAAGAAAACCUUUGUGUCUGUUGUCAUCGUCUUCCUACAUGCAGCUCCCCGCUUAGCUUUAUUGAAAAGGAGGAGCCCAUUAAAGCAUUUGAUAGAUAGAAAAGCUUGGUCUGAAGGUGUGGCUGCCUGCUGGCUGUUGGUUGGAGGUGAGAUGAGAGAAUGCCUAUAUCUCCAGAGCCAAACACAAAUUAGGAUCUGGCUUUCCAGCAGCUGCACGAGAGAAGCCAGUCAAUACUGAAGCCUGUGAUUAAAUCAUCAGGAUCAUCAGUUUUGAACUGAAAUGAUGGAAUUUGAUGUUUAUUGGUUGAUUACAAAAACAGGCAUAUAAAAAGUGGAAUAAACAACAAUAAACUUUUACAGCCACCAAAAAGAGGAUUAAAAAACAAGCUUCAACAUUGGCGCCACAUGGACAUAAAGUUCUAUUCAGUGUAUAUCAUAAACUGAUCCACACAUACAAUUAGAUGAUAAUUAUGAGUCCGGUUUAAACUGUAUAUAAAAAGGUUUAUAGGACUUUUGGUGAGAUGGCGUUGGAUAACAACUCACUGGACUACUUUACCAGUAACUUCACAGAGGUUCCUGACAGCAGUGCAGCUCCACCCUGGAGUAAGGGCACACUCCUCAGCCUCCAGGUCUCCCUGUCUGCACUGUUGGCUGUAGUCACCCUAGCUACUGUGCUUUCAAAUGCCUUUGUUAUUGCAACCAUCUUUCUGACCAGGAAGCUCCACACCCCUGCCAACUUUCUCAUAGGUUCUCUUGCCGUAACAGACCUGCUGGUGUCUAUUUUGGUCAUGCCAAUCAGCAUUGUCUACACUGUCAGCAAAACCUGGUCACUGGGGCAGAUUGUUUGUGACAUAUGGCUGUCAUCUGAUAUCACCUUCUGCACAGCCUCCAUCUUGCACUUGUGUGUGAUUGCACUGGACCGCUACUGGGCCAUCACAGAUGCACUGGAGUAUUCAAAACGUCGCACUAUGCGCCGAGCAGGGAUGAUGGUUGGGGUAGUGUGGGUGAUUUCUAUAUCUAUUUCCAUGCCUCCACUUUUCUGGCGGCAAGCCAAAGCCCACGAGGAGCUGACAGAGUGUGUGGUGAAUACAGAUCAGAUCUCGUACACCAUAUACUCCACCUUCGGCGCCUUCUACGUUCCCUCAGUGCUUCUUAUUAUCCUCUAUGGACGGAUUUAUGUUGCUGCCCGAUCUCGCAUUUUUAAGACCCCAUCGUCAUCUGGGAAGCGCUUCACAACUGCACAGCUCAUCCAGACCUCUGCAGGCUCCUCUCUCUGUUCUCUUAAUUCUUCCUCCCACCAGGACCCACACCUACACUCUGGCAGUGCAGGAGGUGGUGGAGGGGGAGGAUCACCUCUGUUCAUGAACAGUGUGAAAGUGAAGCUGGCAGACAGCGUGCUGGAGAAGAAACGUCUUUGUGCAGCGCGGGAGAGGAAAGCGACUAAGACUCUGGGCAUCAUCCUAGGAGCGUUUAUUGUCUGUUGGCUCCCGUUCUUUGUCGUCACACUUGUCAUGGCCAUAUGUAAAGAAUGCUGGUUUGAUCCUGUUCUCUUUGAUAUAUUUACCUGGUUGGGAUACCUAAACUCUCUUAUCAAUCCUGUCAUAUAUACGGCAUUCAAUGAUGAAUUCAAGCAGGCCUUCCAAAAACUCAUCAAGUGCAGAAGAAACUUCUGAAAGCUUAAAACUGAUUUAAACUGCCAUCUACAGGAAAACAGAAAAUCAACAAAACAAACAAAACAAGAUAAUAUGUGACAAUAAAAGUCCUAAACUUCUGACUGUCUCAUCUUACACUUACUAAAAUGAAUGUAUUUUCAUUCUAUGUGGCAUAGAUCUUCAAACAUCCAUCACCAAGACUUAAGCAUGCAUCCCUAAAGAGUCUUUCACAUGACUUGUAGAACUCAGAGUCACAAAGGACAGUUAAUGUGGGAUGAAGUCUUUUACAUGUCACAACAGCUAUUUCCGUUGUUUAUUGGAUGAAUGCAACAGUUGCAAACAAACAAGAACUUGUGUAACUGUGUUAAAAGAGCAAACUCAGAGUGAUUGAAGUCAAUACUGUGGAAAUGAAAAGCCAUGAACUGAAUGUUUUCAUAAUCUCUAUGUGAUAUGGUAUGUUGCUGCUCCCAUAUGUAUCCAUGGUACAGUUCACUAGAAAGACAACAAACUCUAAAGCAUCUGUUUCCAUUAGAAAUUAUACAUGAGGGAGCUGUGUGUGUGUGUGUGUGUGUGUGUGUGUGUUAGAUAUACUUACUGUAAUAUAUGCUUGUUUUGAGAAAGGAAGGUAGUCAAGUGUUUUACAUUUCUACAUGCUUUUCUCCAGUGAAGCAUUUCUCUUCAUUACAGAAACUGAAAUGGGCAACAAAAUUCUCUUUCUGAAUAUUUAUAUUACACAAUGUCAUAGCAACAACUGCUGUCCCUAAAUUUCUUGCAAGACGAUGUGCUGAAGCUAAUAAGACAAGGCUAAAUAUACUGGGUAUUGAAUGUUAAGUGAGAAUAAUGGGAGAGAUUUAACAUGUUUGUUUGCUUUCUGCUUAUUUUACCUUCAUAUGAGAAAGUGUCAUUGGAACAUGCAUUUGAUUAACAGGGAAUAUACUGAUGAUAAACAUGGAAAUGAAUAUUUCUGGCUGUCUUUAACUGAUUGAGUCAUGAUUUGAUUCAGGAUUGCAGCCUAAUGGCUCUCUGUGGAUGUGUCUCCCAUUCAACUAAAGAUGAGUGGAUGCAAAAGAAACUAAAUAUGUUUAAAUCAAGUAAAGCAAACAAAA